GGGCGGGGCGGCGGGAGGGGCGGGGCCAGGGAGGGGCGGGGCUCGCUCCGACCUGGACCGGGAGCUGUCCUCCCUUUCGGGCCGCCGCCUCCUCCCCGCGCUGUGCAGGACUUGUGCUUUAGGCGCCGCGGGUCCUGAGCAUCGACUUCCAGGCACAGGACAAGGAAGAUGGAAGAGUCUGCAGACCAGUUGCAGCCACUGAAUGACAGUCAAGUAGACAACUCUGAGGGCGGAUAUGUAUGGCAGGUCACAGACAUGAACCGACUGCACCGUUUCUUGUGUUUUGGUUCUGAAGGUGGCACCUACUAUAUCAAAGAGCAGAAGCUGGGUCUUGAAAAUGCUGAAGCCUUAAUUAGAUUGAUUGAAGACGGCAGAGGAUGUGAAGUGAUACAGGAGAUCAAGUCAUUUAGUCAGGAAGGCAAGGCUGCAAAGCAUGAGCCGUUGCUGUUUGCACUUGCCAUUUGUUCCCAGUGUUCAGACAUAAAGACGAAACAAGCAGCGUUUAAAGCUGUUCCUGAAGUUUGUCACAUCCCAACCCAUCUCUUCACUUUUAUCCAGUUUAAGAAAGAUCUGAAGGAAAGCAUGAAAUGUGGUAUGUGGGGUCGUGCUCUCCGGAAGGCUGUUGCAGACUGGUAUAAUGAAAAAGGUGGCAUGGCCAUUGCUCUGGCAGUUACAAAGUAUAAACAAAGAAAUGGCUGGUCUCACAAAGAUCUCUUAAGACUGUCACAUCUUAAACCUUCCAGUGAAGGACUUGCUGUUGUGACCAAAUAUAUUACAAAGGGCUGGAAGGAAGUACAUGAACUGUAUAAAGAAAAAGCACUUUCUGUGGAGACUGAAAAACUACUGAAGUAUCUGGAGGCUGUGGAGAAGGUGAAGCGUACAAACGAUGAGCUGGAAGUCAUUCAUCUAAUUGAAGAACACCAGUUAGUUAGGGAACAUCUGCUCACAAAUCACCUGAAGUCUAAAGAGGUAUGGAAGGCUUUGUUACAAGAAAUGCCCCUCACUGCACUACUGAGGAAUCUGGGAAAGAUGACUGCUAAUUCAGUGCUUGAACCAGGAAAUUCUGAAGUAUCUUUAGUAUGUGAAAAACUAUGCAAUGAAAAACUACUCAAAAAGGCUCGUAUACAUCCAUUUCAUGUUCUAAUUGCAUUAGAAACCUACAGAACAGGUCAUGGACUCAGAGGUAAAUUGAAGUGGACUCCUGAUAAAGAAAUUUUGCAAGCAUUGGACACUGCUUUUUAUAAAACAUUUAAGACGGUUGAGCCAACUGGGAAGCGUUUCUUGCUAGCUGUUGAUGUCAGUGCCUCUAUGAACCAGAGAGUUUUGGGUAGUAUACUCAAUGCUAGUACUGUUGCUGCAGCAAUGUGCAUGGUGGUCACACGAACAGAAAAAGAGUCUACAGUAGUUGCAUUUGCAUGUGAUAUGGUUCCAUUUCCUGUGACUACAGACAUGACCUUACAGCAGGUUUUAACGGCUAUGAAUCAGGUGCCAGCAGGUAGCACUGAUUGCUCCCUUCCAAUGAUCUGGGCCCAGAAGACAAACACAGCUGCUGAUGUCUUCAUUGUAUUCACUGAUAAUGAGACCUGUGCUGGACAGGUGCAUCCUGCUGUUGCCCUGAAGGAGUACCGAAAGAAAAUGGAUAUUCCUGCUAAAUUGAUUGUUUGUGGGUUGACAUCAAAUGGUUUUACCAUCGCAGACCCAGAUGACAGAGGCAUGUUGGAUAUGUGCGGCUUUGAUACUUCAGCUCUGGAUGUGAUUCGAAAUUUCACGUUGGAUGUAAUUUAACCAUAAGUACCAGAAUGGCCUGAGGGGUCCACUGCUGCAGUGGACUUCACGAAAACUCACAGCUGCUUCCCAGCUAAACGCAGUGGUGAGAAGUGUCAUCAGUGUGUGCAUGAUGGAAAUGGACUUGGCCAAGAGCAGGAAAAGAGGGAAGGAAGGAAAAGCAUGUUGAGCCCAAAGGUGCAUGUGCUCAGCUAGCUCUUGAGAAGUCUUCAGGAUGCUGUAGCUUUCUCGUAGAGAACUUCUUUUAAUAGACACUGUAAAAUAGUCAUGUUUUACUCCAGUGAAUCACACAUCUCUACUUAAAGCAGGUGAGCCUCACAUGCCACUUAUUUAAGAAGUGCUUGUUUUCUUAAAGGUUUUCAUUGGAAAAGGACAGUUUUCAUAAUUUCCAAAUACUCUGAAGUGCACUAGACCAUGUGACUGUGAUGGAAAUGAACCUCAUGAGGUAAAUUUUUAUACCAAGGGGUUUUAAAAAAAAAAAAAAAAAAAAACUAAGAUGCU
Molecule: messenger RNA, 2286 nt
Organism: Phodopus roborovskii (desert hamster)
Lineage: Eukaryota; Metazoa; Chordata; Mammalia; Rodentia; Cricetidae
Gene: Ro60
Product: Ro60, Y RNA binding protein
Exons: 9
Coding region: 169-1785 (538 amino acids)
Cellular component (GO): ribonucleoprotein complex
Molecular function (GO): RNA binding
Source: RefSeq, a predicted model, not a curated record